Biomphalaria glabrata is the source of this 7952-nucleotide messenger RNA. RefSeq names its product glutamate receptor 1-like. The transcript is spliced from 23 exons. The record is from RefSeq and is a predicted model, not a curated record. NCBI's taxonomy places the organism in Eukaryota, Metazoa, Mollusca, Gastropoda, Planorbidae. The coding region runs from base 929 to 3871 and encodes 980 amino acids. Gene Ontology annotation, molecular function: transmitter-gated monoatomic ion channel activity involved in regulation of postsynaptic membrane potential; glutamate-gated receptor activity. Gene Ontology annotation, biological process: monoatomic ion transport; synaptic transmission, glutamatergic; modulation of chemical synaptic transmission. Gene Ontology annotation, cellular component: plasma membrane; postsynaptic membrane.
UUGACGGACAUGGUUGUCCAGUCGUGUCUUCGGCCGUGACUUUAGGAGAUAUUUGUGGUCAAUUUGUUCUAACGGGAAAGAGACCAGUAAUGACUGUUUAAAUGUGUAUUCGUACAUCAGAACUCAGCGUAAAGUUUAACUUCUACUUGUGAAAAGUAUUUAAAAUGCACCACUAAAAUCUGAUCAAAAAGAAAAAAAAAGUGAAUCUGUUAUCAUGUGUACACAUUAAACUUACUUUAAAUGCGCAUACUUUCUUUUCCUAUAUUAACAAAUCUAAUGUAUACAAAUCGCUAAUCGUAUGCUUCUGAAAAAUUAAACUCGACAAGAUAUUUUCUUUUUUUAUUGACUGGAGUUUCCGUCAGUUCAUAUUCUAAAAAGAGUGAAUCAAAAGUGUUCUAUGACUUUUCUUUUGGACUAAGUCUUAUUAUUUAUGCUGUUUUCCCUCUCUUUGGUCGCCCAUAUAGUGUGCCUGUGGUUCUAGAAAAGCAGAUCACAAGUUCUCUCUCUCUCAAACACAUACGCUGGGUCAUCGUUAACUUCAACGACCAUUGGAAUUUCAACUUCUGCGACCUACUUCCCUACGUCAUGAUCCCUCAUUAUGUCUUCUAAUUCGCUUUGGUGUGACCGGAGGCGGAAGUAAAUAUCUCUCCUGAUUUUAACCAAAAUAAAAGCCAAAUUUAAAAGCAAAAAAAAAAAGGCAAACUUAAACCAAAAAAAAGUAUCUUUAGCAACGAGAAGAAAAAAAAUUGACAGAAAAAGAGAGAGUGAGAUUGAGACUUGAAAGUGGAACACGCACAGUUCCUUUAUUUUUUUAUUUAUUUUUUUUUUUUGGCUGAAGAAUUAAUUGGGAGAUUUUUGGCCAAAUUUUCAUUACUUCUUCAAAGUGCUUAAGCUGGAGACUUUGUGAGGAAAUUGGAAACGCCUAUACAUGUACAUGGCUUGGAUCAUGGUCAACCCCCUGCACAUUGCAGGUUUCGCCGACUUUGAAUCACUAUUGAUUCUGUCCCUGAUGUGCUCCCUUAUGACGCUCGUAGCUGGAUAUAACGGUGCCAUUCCUGUUGGAGUUAUAUUUGACAAACGUGACUCCGUGUCACAAAGAGCCUUCGAAAGAGCCCUGGCCCACCACAGAGCCCAGAGCAAGUACAGGGACCCCCACUUCCAGCUGAACGUCACAGUGGACGUCAUUGACGUCACGGAUAACUUUCAACUCGCCAGUGCAAUCUGCCGCCAGAUGACGCAAGGGGUGUUUGCUAUUCUUGGCCAAAAGUCGUACCAGUCAGCUGACAUUGUCAAGUCGUUGACCUCGACCUUCCGCAUGCCUUUUAUCACGCCGUCCCUUGCUCAGUCCUCAGUGUUGGGAGGUUCAUCCAGCUAUGAGCUUCAUCUGAGACCAGACCACACAGCAGCAGUGAUUGACGUCAUAGAGCAUCUGCACUGGAAAGAGGUUCACUUCUUGUACGACUCGGAUGAAGGUUUACAUAGACUUCAGCACAUGUAUAAGAUGAUGAGCAACAACAGUGUCCGCUGGUUCUCCAUGAUCAGGUUCAGCGACAUCACUGACGUCCACGAUGACCUGCGCAUGACCGACUUCUCGGACAACUAUACCAGGUACCAGAAAGCCUUUGUCCUUGACCUAUCCUCGGACGAGGCCUACCAGACAGUACUGAAACAGAUACCGGAAGUCGGAAUGAAUAAAUUUGGCUACAACUACCUCUUGACAAGUCUGGACUUUCAGUCCAUGAAUCUAUCCAGGUUUCGACACGGCGGAGUAAACAUCACAGGCUUUCAACUUUUGGAACAUCCACAGAUCAUCUCGGAAGAUUUCAGCCGGAAGUCACGUGACGGGGACAUGCCCAACAGCUAUGGACUUCCGGUACACGCCGCCCUUGCAGUUGACGGUUUGAAGGUCAUCGAAGAGGCCAUUUCUGGUAUGUUGGAAAACGAUAGCGACGUAUUCCGGUGGAUAUUUCGUCGCGGAGAUCUCUACAACCUGAACAAAACCAAGGGGAUUCCUUGUACCACGAGACCCCCGUUACCUUGGAUGUUUGGUCAGAAUAUAUUGACUCUUAUUAAGAAGCGCCAGCCACAAGGAUUAUCCGGAAGUCUCACUUUCGACGAGGAUGGUCACCGCAAAGAUUUCAGUCUGGGCGUCUUUUCGAUGGCACUCGACAAAGGGAUUCAGAAGAUAGGUACCUGGUCACCGAAACGCCGUUUCGUCAGCAUCUAUGACCGAGAGGAGAUGUACCCCGACCAAGAGAGGAGGGACGCUAACGGCACUAAGAUCAUCACGUCCAUAUUGGGCGCUCCUUUUCUUGUGUUGAAGGAAAGAAAAGAUGGGGAGCCUGCGCCUCAAGGAGAUAACAGAUAUGAAGGUUUUUCCGUGGAGCUGGCCAACGCUCUGGCUAAAGAGGUUGGCUUUACACACGAGUUUCGCAUCGUGGCAGAUAAUGCCUACGGAGCCAAGCUAAGCAAUGGCAGCUGGAACGGCAUGAUUGGGGAACUCAUUAGCGGGGUUGCUGAUCUGGCCGUGGCGCCAUUGACCAUCACUGCCGAGCGAGAACGCUAUGUGGACUUUUCAAAACACUUUAUGGAGAUUGGAGUCACGAUAGUUAUCAAGAAGCCUCAGAGUCAGAGACCCGGCGUCUUUUCAUUUAUGGAGCCUUUGUCUUUUCAGGUCUGGGUGUGUAUCAUCGUCGCCUACCUGACGGUCAGCAUUGGUCUCUUCCUUGUGUCCCGGUUCAGCCCCGUGGAGUGGAAGAAAGUGAGGGAGCACCAAAACAACAUUGACUGGACGCAGGUCAGGGCAGACAAGGACGGCCUCUACCACAACGACUUCUCGCUGUUCAACUCCUUUUGGUUCUCCAUGGGGGCGCUGAUGUUUCAAGGGAGCGACACCUGCCCCAGAUCUAUAUCCGGGCGAAUCAUAGGCGGCGCCUGGUGGUUCUUUGUACUGAUCAUCAUCUCCUCCUACACCGCCAACCUGGCUGCUUUCCUGACCAUUGAAAGGAUGAUCAACCCGAUAGAAUCAGCAGACGACCUGCUUAACCAUCCAAGCAUCAAGUACGGGGCAGUUACUUCUGGUUCCACACUGCAGUUCUUCUUGAACUCUGAUGUGCCUGUGUACAGACAGAUGGGAGAAUACAUGAAAACACAUUCUGAAGUCCUAGUGCAAAGUAACGAGGAAGGUAUCGAGAGAGUUUUAAAAUCCAAAGGAAAAUACGCUUUUCUGGCCGAGUCCUCUUUUAUAGAAUACAUCAACGAGCGAUCACCUUGUGAUACAGUCAGUGUCGGCGGCAAGCUCAACAAUAUAGGAUUUGGUGUGGCGACACCAAGGAACUCUCCGCUGAGGGACCCAAUCAACGUGGCCGUACUAAAACUGAAGGAAGAGGGGACGCUGUACACACUGCACCAGAAGUGGUGGGUGGAGAAAGGACAAUGUGGUGGCGCUCAUCAGAGUAAGCAAAAGGGAAAGUUGUCUUUGACAUUAAGUAAUGUUGCUGGAAUAUUCUAUAUACUUAUCGUUGGCCUGGUCGUGGCUAUUGUCCUCGGAGUGUUUGAACUCAUGUGUUUCAGAGCAAGGAAAAAAGAAAAGGUUCUCUUAAGAGAGGAGAGAUUGUCCGGUGAUGGCUUCCUGAGAGGUACUAACACACUGACCACACUCUGUAACACACCGAACGACAGAGAGGAUGGCAUGUUACCGUACGACUCCAGACGACAGACUCCAGAACCGCCGAUACUAGAUGGUGAAAGAGAGAAAUAUCCCGACACGUUGUCUCGUAGACUGAACUCCGACCCACCAGACUAUAUAGGCUUCGAAAAGUUUCAAGUGGACAUUCAGGCACCUUACAGCGACAAGAGUGACAUAUUUUGACACAAGACUGGCGGCUAAAUUUCUGUUAUUAUUUAAAAACUAGCAAUUGGUGAUCGUCUGCUGUACAUUUGAGGAAGUUCAAUGGUGCGCAUGCUCAGGCUUAUGUCUCUUGCAUGAAUGCUUUCCAGUGGCAAUUUAAAAAAAAAAUAAACGAAACAAUUACUGCUUUAGGAUAAUUAAUUUGCUCAAAAUCAGUUGUAAUAUUCAUAUAAGAAUUUGUAAUUUUGUUUCUGUCAUAUUCUAAAUAUGUAUCAAGUCAAGUGCAAACACACUUAUAACCAUUUACCCAGAAGCAACAUAAAGUGUCAAAUUUGUAAACUGGAGAAUGUUCGCUUGUUUCAUGAGAUGAAAGCUAGGGCCAGUUGAAGAUGUCUAAAGUUACAAGAGUGUUUGAGAAAAAAAAAAAGAUUCAGAUAUUUUUGUAAGAAUUCUCCAAGUGACGUAAUUUUUUUUCCCAUAUUUAUGUGUUGUUUUUUUUUACUAUUAUUUACUGCCAAAUUCUUGUCCAUAUACAUAGCAGACGUGAGUGAGUAGCCUAUCUUCCGGUUUAUCAAUUUCAAUGAUAAUCCAUAUCAGUGUGUUUAAAAAUCUACUGAUUGGUGCCAAUGUGUGUGCAAUUUCAAUUUGAUCGAUACGAAUUAUCGAAUCUGACUCUUUAUAACCAUGUGAUAACUUUUUUUUUAUUAUUGCAACUUUCAUGUACAUAAUUAUAAUAUUUCAUAAUUUCAUGUCUUCUCAUGUUAUUUUGUAUUUUAUUUUAAGCAUUGUAGAUCUAUACAGUUGAUAGGACAGAGAAUGAAUGGACGGUUGUACGUUUCUACUGUAAUAAAUUAAGGGCAAGCAGUGGCGUAGCAAGGUGCCCGUUGGCCCGGGUUCAAUAAUAUGCUCUUCUCCUCCCCCUCCAGCCCAUAGGAAAAAUUUAGUGUGUGACAAAGAAAUCGAGUAGUCUGUAUGCAUCGGUACAUUUACCAAAAGACAUUCCAAUGAAAUUAGUGUACCUUUAUUUGUAAGUAAUAAAGUCAUUACGUUUGAUACAGUUAUUACUCAUUGUAAAUAAUAGUGUAAUAAUUGUAAAGAUAAAUUGUAAUUUCUUCCUACUUGGACUUCAGCCAAUAUUUCUUACUUUUGGUUCUCCCAUAUAUGAUUUGAGUCAUGGCCUUCGACACUAAAAUCAGACUGAUGCACUCCUAUGUCAUAGUUACAUUCUUAUACUCUUGCGACUGUUGGAUGCUAACUGCAGAACUAGGGAGGAGGAUCCUAACAUGUAAGGCGAGUAUUUGAUUUUCUUUAGUAUUUUUGAUAAAACUGUAUUACCCAACAAGCCUAUUAACUAGUUUUGAAAUUGUUGGGCGAGGUAAGAAGUGUGUGUGUUUGUUUUCUUCAAUACUAGAUCAUACUCUUGGAAAUCAAACCAAAGUGCACAUUUGUAUUCACUUUUGUGUCGACCCCAUUGGUUCAUGUAAGCCCUGUCGGUCUGUCAAGAAUCAUGGUUUCCCAAUCAUUGUCCCAAUCGCAAUGAACCCCCCCCCUCGAGCUAUGGCUCUACGACACAGGCUGUGGGCCCCUAAUGGUCUUGGGCCCGCCUUCAUUGAACUCCUUCGCGCCAUGGAUGCUACGCCACUGCGUGACUGAAUAACGGUGCAAAAGUUUAAUGACUUUCUAACAAAUACUGAUAUAAAGAGGCGAUUCACCCACCGGCUACCUAAGUUCUCUAUACUUCAUUAGAAUCCAGCAGAGAUCCACCAUGUCUCUUGUUUCUCUUUAGAUCUGUUCAUGCCUUGUGUUGAACAGCGCGCUGGUACGCACCAUAUGCACCAGCGUAGGAGAUAUAUAUAUCCAAUAUUUUACCAUGCGCAAAUAUAUCCAAUGUAUGUCGUUAUUAGCUCAAUUUCUAUUCAAGACAUUUAUUUUAGUUGCUGUAAUCAAAUAACGAGCAGUUCAUUUUCUGUCUCUUUUUAUCUUGUUUAUCAGUUACAGGGCGGUCUAGAAUACUAAUUCGCCGUUCUCUUUUUGCGUGACAUGUGACGUGACAACCAGCUAUUAGCUUCAAGAUCUCUAAAGAGACCAAUCGCGUUAUACAGUGGAGCCUCGAGAUACGAGUUUAAUUCGUUCCAGACCCCAGCUGUAAGUCGAAUUACUCGUAUCUCAAACGAAUUUUUCCCAUAUAAAAUAAAGUAAACCCGAUUAAUUGGUUCUAACCCUAUAUAAAGUUCCAAAAUAACCUAAAUGCUGAAAAACGUAUGCAUAAACAAUAAAAUAAAUAAUGAAAUGAGAAAUGCAGAAAUGAUAUCAAUCAAAUGUAGGUCAAGCAAUGGUCAAUGUACAGAGCAUUUUCUGAGUGGCUGACGACUGCAGCUGAGUGCGGGUGAGGAGGAGGGAGUGAGGGGUAGGGAGGACGAGUUGACUGCACAGAACAGACACAAAACAACACUGAUUCGUUUCGAUGGAUAUCAACCUCUUCUUCGUAUCAUUGGACUUUGCGCUUAGGCUACGUUAAUUUUCUUGGGACCCAUGAUGCACAAGAAUAAUUCCGAUUCAAAUCACUCAACUCGCAAGCUACAAUACUCACACUACUGAGACGAGCCAGCGCUGUGAUAGGUGCGAUUGGUCGAGAUCAUGGUGUACCCACUCUGUGCUGUUUUUGUCCAAGUAACAACUGAGGCAACUUCUCCCCAUUUUCCCGCGCUGGCAAUUAUGGUUCCUGUUCCAAGUGAGAACGGAAAGAUCCGAUUUCGCACGAUCAUCGUCGAUAGGUUUUAACUAUAAAGCUCGACUCGAAUUGUCGCUCGUAAAACAAACAGAAAUUUCGCUCCUGAUGCUGCUCGUAUCUCGAAUUACUCGUAAGUUGAGCAGCUCGUGUCUCGAGGUUCCACUGUAGUAGGCCUAAACACUGACCUUCGACGUCGCAAAAUGUUGGCAGUUUUAUCCAAUUGCUAGUUUCCAGAUCACAGAUCAGACCUCACGACCUGUGACGUGGCAACGAGCUGCCCACAGGUUGCAACGUGGCAUAUCAGUGAUCAUAGGCCUACUAUUACGAUUGGUCUUGGUUAAUACUAUUUUGUACCUGUAGAUCUGUUCCUCAGUCUGAUGACACAACUCCAAACGUGUUGGUGGGGAAAAAAAUCCUCUUUAAAGAAUUAAAUCUUUGUAUUAAUCUCAAUUGAAAUUAUAGAAUGAAUAAUUACCCACAUUAUUCUUAGUGAGAUCCCACAAUACAGUGAUUUCAAUAUAAAAUCCACUGAUAUAUUUCCAAUAUAAAGUUUACCGCUAUUCUUCUUCCCUCUAAUUUAUACUGCCUCAAAUUAAUUUCAACAUCAGCUAUGACAAUAAUUUGAUUAAAAGUUAUUGUGUGGUUUGAUUUUAUUUUACAUUUUCCAUAGACUUUUUUUUAGAUAUAAAACAGAUUCGCGACAACUUUUGACGUUUAGAUAAUCUUGGCACGCUGUAAUACAUGACACCCGCCAUUUCUAAUAAAGCCCACUUUAAGAUGAUGCCUACGAUAUAGUUCUGAUAGCUAGUACCAGAUUUAGACUCGAUAAGGGGUAAGCUAUUCAAGAUAUGUGGACCCCUGUAAUCAACAUUAGGGAAAAUUUCUUUUGCUGUUUCUUAAAAAUCAUUGAAAAUAACUGGGGAACCCUUUUCGUGGCUGGCUCGUGUUGUCUUUAGGACCGUAAAUGCAGCAAUGUUAUUGCUCCUUCUUACUAGCUUUAUAUCUGAUCUUUGAUACUACAACGUUCGUAUUGUAUUUGCUAUGCAGAUGAUUGUUAAAGACUUCUAUUUGAUUCGACUAUUGGCCUGACUUCAAAAUAUUUUAAGCGUUUCAUUUCCAUGUCAAGUUUAGAUGAGCCCGUGGCUUCUUAUUUUGAAAGUACAAUGUUAAAUAAUUGAAAUUAUUAUUUCGACGUUUACUUUUAAAAGGAGACAUGGACUUGGUAUGUUUUGGUAUUUUAUUUAAGUAGAAUUUUACCUUCUUUUAGGUCCAAAUGUUAUUUCAAUUAUGAUGAUUUCUGACUUUGUACAUGUUUUGUCAUAGAUGUGUUAUGUACAUAUUUAUAGUUUUGUACACAAAAUAAAUAAUUCA